GUAAUUUCGAAUUGCAGUUCGCAGAAAGAGUACGGCAAUUAGAAACAGAUAUAUUACAUUGUAGCUUUUCAUCUCAGAGAAUGGCUGGAUUAACAAAUGAGGUAAGAGACAGGAGGAAUGAGUCAACCUGAAGAUCAUAGUGCUCGAGGUUGGGAUGAUGCUAUUAACAAUACAAUCAUUAGUAAUACCGAUUCAGAUAUUUUAAUGAAUACAAAAAAAUUAAUGAAGGAAACAUUGCCAAAGUUUUUAAAGGCUUUUUCAUUAACUACUCUUAACCCAUUGAGAGACAUAACUAUAUUAGAGAAACCGCACUUGAACCAGUUUGUACACCCAAUUAUGGACUCGGCAUUGUGGAUCUUUGCGAAAGUUUAUUAUAUAUACGGAGAAAUACCAUUGAAAGGUAUGAAAACUAAAGUACGUGCAGACGGUGUAGGAUUUCUUAAUGAUGUCAUCAAUUAUCCCAUUGUCUGUGGUGAAGGAGCGAGGCCUGGAGCAUCACAACAAAAAAGUGUUGAUGAUGAUGUAAAAAACGCAAAAAGUAUGGUAGAACUUUAUAAUAAUAUUGUCAUUUCAGAGGCUGAUGCUCAUCGACAACUAUUUACGGACUUGAAAACAUAUGGAAUUACUGCGUUCAAAACUGAGGUUUCGUUAACUAUGAUGGAUUUUCGCAGCACACACAGAUUGUUCGAAGUCGAUAAUUUCGGCCUACCAAGGGAUUGGGCUGAUAUGCCCAACUUUGUGUGGUUAUAUGAGGCGGUAAUAAAAUGGGCAUUAUGCGCUAAUGCAACACGUGGUGCGUUAAUUGAUCAUAGAAAGAAAAGAAGGUUAGGUCGGUACUCAGAAGCAAUCAACGCAAAAAAAUUAUCACGAUUAAGAAACUAAUAUUUUAUUGCUGUACUUUUUAUAUUAUCUUAAUAAAACAAACAUCUGUCAUCGAUAGA
Messenger RNA from Rhizophagus irregularis DAOM 181602=DAOM 197198, 941 nucleotides. RefSeq lists its product as uncharacterized. NCBI's taxonomy places the organism in Eukaryota, Fungi, Glomeromycota, Glomeromycetes, Glomerales, Glomeraceae. The record is from RefSeq and is a predicted model, not a curated record.